AUUCUUUCUUCAUCCAUAUUCUCUCAAAUCUCAUGGCUAUGCAAUCAUCUUCCUCUUCCUCUUCAAUUUCCUAUGUAUUCAAAUACCAAGUAUUCCUUAGUUUCAGGGGAAGUGACACUCGGUAUGGUUUCACCGGCAAUCUCUACAAGGCUCUUACUGACAAGGGAAUCCACACCUUCAUUGAUGAUAGUGAACUUCAAAGAGGGGAUGAAAUCACACCAUCACUCGACAAUGCCAUUGAAGAGUCUAGGAUUUUUAUCCCCGUGUUUUCUGCCAACUAUGCCUCUUCGUCGUUUUGUUUGGACGAACUUGUCCACAUCAUUCACUUGUAUAAGCAAAAUGGUCGCCUCGUUUUGCCCGUUUUCUUUGGCGUGGAUCCUUCUCAUGUGCGACAUCAUAGAGGUAGUUAUGGAGAAGCAUUGGCUAAGCAUGAAGAGAGGUUCCAACAUAAUACAGAUCAUAUGGAAAGGUUGCAAAAAUGGAAGAUAGCUCUUACUCAAGCAGCUAACUUGUCUGGCGACCAUCGUUCUCCUGGAUAUGAAUACAAGCUUACUGGGAAGAUAGCUUUUAAUCAGACACCAGACUUGUCAAGUGAUUGUAGUCAGAGAUAUGAAUAUGAUUUUAUUGGAGACAUAGUCAAAUACAUCUCCAACAAGAUCAAUCGUGUGCCCUUACAUGUUGCCAAUUACCCUGUUGGAUUUAAGUUUCGAAUACAACAAGUGAAAUUGCUUCUUGAUAAGGAAACUAAUAAAGGGGUACACAUGGUAGGACUUUAUGGGAUAGGAGGCUUGGGUAAAUCAACACUUGCAAGAGCAAUCUAUAAUUUUAUUGGUGAUCAAUUUGACGGAUUAUGUUUUCUUCAUGAUGUGAGAGAGAAUUCAGCUAAAAAUAACUUGAAACAUCUCCAAGAGAAGCUCCUUUUGAAAACAAUUGGAUUGGAAAUUAAGUUAGACCAUGUUAGUGAGGGAAUUCCAAUCAUUAAGGAAAGGCUAUGUAGAAAGAAGAUUCUUUUGAUUCUCGAUGAUGUUGACAAUAUGAAUCAACUGCAUGCUUUGGCUGGAGGACUUGAUUGGUUCGGCCGUGGAAGCAGAGUCAUCAUUACCACUCGAGACAAACACUUACUAAGUAGUCAUGGGAUAAAAAGUACACAUGCAGUAGAAGGGUUGAAUGGGACUGAAGCUCUUGAAUUGUUAAGGUGGAUGGCUUUUAAAAGUGACAAAGUUCCUUCAGGUUACGAAGACAUUUUAAACCGUGCAGUUGCAUAUUCUUCUGGCCUUCCAUUAGUUAUAGAAGUAGUGGGUUCAAACUUGUUUGGAAAGAGCAUAGAAAAAUGGAAGAGUACAUUAGAUGGGUAUGACAAGAUUCCCAAUAAAGAGAUCCAAAAGAUACUUAAAGUAAGCUAUGAUGCUUUGGAAGAAGAGGAGCAGAGUGUCUUUCUGGACAUUGCUUGUUGCUUCAAAGGAUGCGGAUGGGCGGAUGUCAAAGAUAUACUCCAUGCUCAUUAUGGCCAUUGCAUAACACAUCAUCUAGAAGUGUUGGCUGAAAAAUCUCUCAUAGACCGUUGGGAAUAUGAUGGUUGUGUGGGAUUACAUGACUUGAUAGAGGACAUGGGUAAAGAAGUCGUCCGACAAGAAUCACCUAAAGAGCCAGGAGAAAGAAGUAGGCUAUGGUGUCAAGAUGAUAUAGUUCAUGCUUUAAAUGAAAACACUGGAACUAGUAAAAUUGAAAUGAUAUAUAUGAAUUUCCACUCCAUGGAAUCCGUAAUAGACCAGAAAGGAAUGGCCUUCAAGAAGAUGACAAAACUUAAAACACUAAUCAUUGAAAAUGGCCAUUUUUCCAAUGGACUCAAGUAUCUUCCAAACAGUUUGAGAGUAUUGAAAUGGAAAGGAUGUUUAUUGGAGUCUCUAUCAUCUAGUAUUUUAAGCAAGAAGUUCCAGAAUAUGAAAGUCUUGACAUUGGACGAUUGUGAAUAUUUAACACAUAUACCUGAUGUCUCAGGUCUUUCAAAUAUAGAGAAGUUCUCAUUUAAAUUUUGUAGAAAUUUAAUUACAAUUGACGAUUCAAUUGGCCACCAAAAUAAACUUGAAUUCAUAAGUGCAAUUGGUUGCAGCAAGCUCAAGCGUUUUCCACCCUUAGGUUUGGCAUCUCUUAAGGAAUUGGAACUCUCUUUUUGUGUGAGUCUCAAUAGUUUUCCAGAAUUAUUAUGCAAGAUGACAAAUAUAAAACGUAUUUUGUUUGUUAAUACUUCCAUAGGAGAAUUGCCAUCUUCAUUUCAAAAUCUCAGUGAACUUAAUGACAUAUCAAUAGAGAGAUGUGGAAUGCUGAGGUUCCCAAAACAUAAUGACAAAAUUAAUUCUAUAGUGUUUUCAAAUGUGACACAGCUUAGUCUCCAAAAUUGCAACCUCUCAGAUGAAUGUUUACCAAUACUUCUCAAGUGGUUUGUUAAUGUGAAAAGGCUAGACUUAUCGCAUAACUUCAAUUUCAAUAUUCUUCCCGAGUGUCUUAAUGAAUGUCACCUUAUGAAGAUCUUUGAAUUCGAUUGUUGCAAGUCUCUUGAGGAAAUUAGAGGGAUUCCACCAAAUCUUGAAGAGCUUUCCGCUUAUAAAUGUGAAUCGUUGAGUUCCUCAAGUAGAAGAAUGUUAACGAGUCAGAAACUACAUGAGGCUGGAGGCACUGAAUUUUAUUUCCCAAAUGGAACAGAUGGGAUUCCAAAUUGGUUUGAGCACCAAAUCAGGGGACAAAGCACAAUUACUUUCUGGUUUCGUAAAAAGAUCCCUUCUAUUACUUAUAUUCUUCUUUCUCCAGAACACUGGUUGGGUUACCCAAAAGUCAAUAUUUUUGUGAAUGGAUAUGAAAUUGAGAUAGAUAUUACCUUGAAGUUUGGGAUCUCAGACCAUACACUUUUGUUUGAUCUGAAAUUGGAAGAACAUAAUAAACGCUUGAGAAGAAUUUAUGGGAUUAAGUACGAGUCUGAAAUGGACAAAGCACUUUUGGAAAAUGAAUGGAUCCGUGUGGAGCUUGAGUUGAAGAGUUUCAAUCUUAGUGAGGAAGAGAAGAAUGAAAUGUUAAGGAGUGCACAAAUGGGAAUCCACGUGUUAAAGGAGAAAAACAACGCAGAGGAGGAGAAUGUGAUAUUCACCGAUCCAUAUAGAGAGACAAAAUCUCAAAAGAAAAGGAAACAAAACAUGUUUUCAAUUCUUAUGGAAUAUAAUGAAUUGUGAUGGAAUCCAUUCCAUCCAAUACCACUAAUUUGGAUUCCUUGGUCUAGUCCGUCUUGUUGUUAUUCUCUUGAUCUCAACUUUGCAGACAGGAGAAGCCAUAGUGGAAGUUGGAUAGUUUUGCACAACGUCUAAUAAAUUGCGGCAGAUCUUAAAUGAAUGUUGUUAUGAGAAUACUUGGAACUGGAGGAAGGGGUAAAACAACACUUUCUCAAGCAAUUUAUAAUUCGAUUAUUGAUCAAUUUGAAUGUAAGUGUUUCCUUCACAUUGUGAGAGAAAAUGCUGUUAAACAUGGCUUAGAGUAUCUCCAAGAGCAGCUCCUCUCCAAAUCAAUCGGAUUUGAAAGACAGUUUGGACAUGUUAAUGAAGGAAUUUCAAUCAUAAAAUGAAGGGCUAUCUCAGAAGAAAGUGUUGUUGAUUCUCGAUGACAUAGACAAACGAGAGAAAUUGAACAAUUUGGUCGGAGAGCCUGGUCGGCUUGGUCCUGGAAGCAGAGUCAUCAUUACCACUUGAGACAAACAAUUGCUAUCAGGUCAUGGGAAAACAUAUGCAGUGGUCAGGAUUUUGGCGUUGUCAUGCGACAUGUCUAGUGGUUGCUCGCAGCACAGAAUCCGUUGGUUGUUCGAAAGGGCAGUGAGUAAUGCUAUGCUUUGCAGAUCAAUUAUACUGGUUACAGAGUUUUGAAGAUUGACUCAGAGUUUCCGAGACAGAACCUGUGUAGCAGAAACAACACUGUAUGGCUCUUGUGAUUAAUAAGGUAUUCUUGUGUAAAAACACUUCUCUGCCAGUUCAGUUUCUUGUGUAAAAACACAGCUGCAGCAACCUGUACUGGAUGUUGAUAAAUGGUUGCCAGAGAGUGCAACAUAUUCUCGGUGAAAGGUUGUUAUCAAGAUCUGUGAUAUUUGCAUUUUCCCAAUGAUUUCAAUGAUGAAUUAUUGAAGGCAGUGCAGAGAUAUGGCUCACAUCAGUGCCAAAAAAAGAAUGUGUUUAGUAUGAGACUUUUACGAGAUAGACUUCCUAACCGGCUCGAUUGUGAGGAUUCCCUAUGGACGCGAUCGAUCCCGGUCAAAUGUUUGCAGUUCCACUCACUGACGCAGUGGUGGAAACAUCACAACACCCGACCUUCAGCUUCAAUAUCCCUAAUUUCUGCAUCGUAAUCUUUGAUCCCGUCGGUGAUGAGUGCUGAUUUCGUUCCCUGGCGGCGAUUUCCGGAAAUUGCUGUCACACUUUUUCUCCUCUGUUGCUACCAAUGGAUAGAGGAAAUUUUGGGGUGUUCAGCUUCUUGUCUCUGGCGUUGGAUUUGAGUGACAUUAAUAGCAUUCUUUCUCUUCUAUGGAGACUAUUACACCAUGAGCAAAAUGAGGAUAUUAUAUAGCUUAGAUAGUACAAGUUAUCUUAGUGUAGUACUAUAGAGUAGUACAUUCUAUUUUACUAGUACUUGUAUGCUCACUAUAUAAGCUAAUUUUGCUCAUGGUGUAAUUUUGAGUCAGGUUAGUUGUUGUUUUAUCUUGCAA
This is a messenger RNA of Medicago truncatula (barrel medic), 4732 nucleotides long. RefSeq names its product disease resistance protein RPV1. The coding region runs from base 33 to 3221 and encodes 1062 amino acids. Gene Ontology annotation, biological process: defense response; signal transduction. Gene Ontology annotation, molecular function: ADP binding; ATP hydrolysis activity. The transcript is spliced from 8 exons. NCBI's taxonomy places the organism in Eukaryota, Viridiplantae, Streptophyta, Magnoliopsida, Fabales, Fabaceae. The record is from RefSeq and is a predicted model, not a curated record.